AUGCUGGUUUUACAAAGUCUCAGAAGGCCGUCUGUCCUUCGCAGAGAUCCCAGACAUGACCUGCCCGGCACCCUCGACGAAGCAGCCGAGAAAGCCGACGCGAUCAUCCACAUCGCCACACCCUUGACGUACGAAGAUCUCAUGGAAACGACCAUCAAACCCGGUUGGGCCAUUGUACGCAAUGUCCUGGGCGCAGCCGACAAAUCCGGCCAGGUGACCCGGGUGGUCAUGACAGGGAGUUUGGUCUCGACCAUGCGAGUAGACGGCUUGUUCUCUGGAAAGACCAUAUCCGAAGAUAGCUGGAACCCCAUCCGUCUUGAAGCAGCGGAGACGAGCCCCCUCAACGCGUACUGCUACUCGAAGGUCUCAGCAGAGAAGAAGGCCAAGGGGUUCAUGAAGGAGAAGCCCGGCAAUUUUGACCAGAUCGUUUUGCUGGCGCCGUCCAUUACGGCAAAGAGUCUGCAGACCGGCUUCAAACCUGACAAGGGGAACCCCGGUGGUCAGCCGGGCCUUCACAGAGGUUUGUUUGAUUUUGACAGGCCUGGAACCUUGUAUCCAUACGUCAUGGACGUCGAGGUUGUCUCCCGUGUGCAUGUCCAGGCUCUUUCACCCGGCAUCCCGGGCAACGAACGAUACAUUUUCCACUCUCCCGGGUUGAUGGUAGGUAGCGACAUUGCGCGCGCGGUCCGGGAGGAUUUCCCUCGGCUGAGGAAUCGGGUUCCUGCUGCUGAAGAGGGCGCAACAGAUAGCAUACUGUCACCCGACCUGUUAAAGACGGACAUGUCAAAAUCUGAGAAGGCGUUCGGCAGGCAGCGAUGGAAGUAG
This is a messenger RNA of Fonsecaea erecta, 825 nucleotides long. RefSeq lists its product as hypothetical. Gene Ontology annotation, molecular function: oxidoreductase activity, acting on the CH-OH group of donors, NAD or NADP as acceptor. The record is from RefSeq and is a predicted model, not a curated record. Bases 1 to 825 code for a protein of 274 amino acids. The transcript has 3 exons. Lineage: Eukaryota; Fungi; Ascomycota; Eurotiomycetes; Chaetothyriales; Herpotrichiellaceae.